GUAUAUGAAGAGCUGGAGGACGAGCGCUCUGCCCUGACAGUUGUGGCCAGUGUGAAGAAGGAUAGCUCUUCUUACAUCUGUGGACUGCUCAAGGAUGACAUCAUUCUCUCCAUCAACGGCACGGCUGUAUCCAGUCUAGAUCACGCCGUCAACAUCAUCCGUAGCAGUACACAGAGGUCUUUGCAGUUUGAGAUCCAGCGACCACCGGCUGGCGUUUACAUUAACGUGGUGUACGCCGAGUCAUCAUCGGCUUCAGCGUCAGCAGCUGCAGCCACAACCCCGACUGGCGGCGGCGGCGGCGCUGCUGCUGCCAGCACAGCCAACGCUGGUAUGCAGACAUCACAAUCUAACGCCAGUAUCGGCUCAGCAUCCUCCGCACCCGCUACUGCCACUGGCACCACCACUGGCCAAGCAGGCUCGGCAUCAUCCAUAUCAGCAGCCAUUCCCAUGGCAACCAGCGGUAACAUGGCGGCAGCAGCAAAAGCAGCACGCGGUGGCGAGUCUCCGUCUCAGGGCCGUCAGAUGGCGUCGUCCUCGGCAACGACGCCUACCACCAUCAAUGUAGCCCGGGCGCGUGUGCUCAGUGAUGUCGACGCGGAUGAGUACGAGAUCCCCGUUCCGGAGACCUUCGAUAUGUCUCCACCUCGCCACGAUGCCCCAGAGAUGGACCUCGACUCUUGGGCGGUGGUGGAUGGGACCGGUGUCAGCCGUCCCGUCAUGCAGAUCCGCUCAUCCCGCGCCUGCCCAGACGUGUAUGACCCGGAUUCCGGCAGUCUUCCCAAACAGACAUGCCCUGUUCCGGCUUGUCCAGAUCCAGGCUGGCGGGAAACGUUCCCAUUCUCUCUUUCAUCAGAAGACCGCUACCUGAGCGUAUGCGUGUGGGCUAAGCUGGAGAAUAGUCGCAAUAACCUGCUGAUUGGCUAUGCUAGUAUUCCUCUACACGACAUAGCUGUGGAAUGUGCGGCAGUGAAUGUUGGGCGUCACGAACAGUGCUACGUUUUAAUUCCCGGAAUUCAUCUCACCGCUAACGCAAACCGUGCCGCCCUUCGAGCCGCCGGAGCCAUCCAGCCCGGCAAGCUACCGACCAGUGCUCGUACAUGGUAUGAACGUGAGUACAGCGGUGAUGUCCGUCUUGUCUUCAGUCACUUGCCAUUGCCGGCAUCUGCAAGUGCGUCAGCUGCGCCUACUCCGUCACCGCCCAGAUCAAGUGCCGCUUCACCGUGCAGUGAACCAAGUUCUCCGCCGCGACCUACCGGUCGCAGGACCAGCCAGGCAACGUCCUCUCACACUCCCGAGAAGCCAUCCAAACCAAACAGCGAUACCAGUAGCAGCACAUCGCACUCACCACCAUCCACAACAGCUGCUGCGACGGCGGCAGCAGCAACAGCAGCAGCAAUGUCAUCAUCGCAUGCAAACCGGUCGGGUACGCCGUCACCUCACGGCCAGGCAUCCUCCUCACCCAUCACAAGCACAGCUGCUGCAACAUCAUCAACAACAACGACGCCAUCGGCAGCAAUGAUGUCGUCAUCACUCAGCACAAUGACAUCAAUGACAUCGGCAUCCAUUGCCGGCGGCGAUGCGACGUCAUUGCUGACCAGAUCCGAAGGGGCACACGUACCGACAAGCUCCCACGGCAUGCGGGCCCGUGCCAGUGCCAUGACAUCAUCAAUGACAUCAUCGGCAUCGCCGGCUGCCGCCCAGCACACGGGCAUGCUGCCGUCCAAUCCCCUACCACCGAACACCAGUGGGAAUGAGUCGGAACACGUGCAGCGUAAUGGCAAUGACAGAUCGUCUCCAUGUCCAUCUCCCGGUCCGGGAUUCCGAGACUCGCCCCAACCUGGUGAUAGCAAUGUGCGUAGGAAACCUGCAUCAGCGCUUGCUCAGACGUACACGAACUCUCCGUCGUCACGCCACACGCCUGGCUCUCUUCGCCGAUCGACUGUCAGCCACGACUUUUUGGCCAUCACUAUUCCAGUGCCGACAUCCUGCAUCAUUUGCGGAAAGAAGAUCUUCAAGAAGCGGUGUCAGCGUUGCCAGGGCUGCAUGGGAGCAGCUCAUACUGAAUGUGCUAUCUCCAGCAACACUGCAGUAUGUCCACGGUGA
Molecule: messenger RNA, 2103 nt
Organism: Sycon ciliatum
Lineage: Eukaryota; Metazoa; Porifera; Calcarea; Leucosolenida; Sycettidae
Product: PDZ domain-containing protein 8-like
Biological process (GO): mitochondrial calcium ion homeostasis
Cellular component (GO): mitochondria-associated endoplasmic reticulum membrane contact site
Molecular function (GO): lipid binding; protein binding
Source: RefSeq, a predicted model, not a curated record